This is a messenger RNA of Acipenser ruthenus (sterlet), 2507 nucleotides long. Its product is annotated as CD226 antigen-like. Lineage: Eukaryota; Metazoa; Chordata; Actinopteri; Acipenseriformes; Acipenseridae. The transcript has 6 exons. Gene Ontology annotation, cellular component: external side of plasma membrane. Gene Ontology annotation, biological process: positive regulation of T cell receptor signaling pathway; positive regulation of natural killer cell cytokine production; positive regulation of mast cell activation. Bases 84 to 1085 code for a protein of 333 amino acids. The record is from RefSeq and is a predicted model, not a curated record.
GAAACAGGAAGCUCUGGUUAGUACCUAACCAUUCGACUGAAGUAUUCACACCUACUGAAUAAAGAACAACGGAGGCUGCAAUCAUGGAUUAUCUGUUGCUGCUUAUGAUUCUUUUCCGUUUACGCAAAGGUGCAACAUUGACAGCAGACACAACUGUAAAGAUGGAGCAAAACCUAACACUGAAAUGCGAGUGCCCUUGGUCAGGUAAUCUGAGCCAGAUUAACUGGGAAAGAAAGUCAGACUCUAAAAAAGAACUGGUUGCUGUUUAUAAUAAACAACAUGGCUUGACGUUUUCCAACAAAUACGAAGCAAGAAUUGUGUUCCUGAAUUCAUCGUCGAUGGAUGGGAGCAUCACUAUCAUAAAUGCCUCAGCUGAAGAUCUAGGUCUUUAUCAAUGCUCUAUACAAACGUUUCCAAAAGGAUCAUGGAUAAAACAUCUCCUGGUGGAGAAUUCAGAUGGAUUUGGUAACAGAAAUUCUGAUUCUGAGGAGUUAGUAGAGAAAGGUCAUCAUUUCAUGCUAAGAUGCCACUAUGUUCUGAAUGGAACCGUUUACCGUGUGGCCAUUGAAAGGAUUGGAGAGAAACAUAAAGACACUAUAGCUCUCUGCAGUUUCUCUGAUGGAAAAAUCAUUGGACCCGAUUAUAAAGAACGGACACUGGUAAACUGCAGCAGACCACUAAGUAUCAACCUGCUGUUGAUGAAUAUAACCAUUAACGAUGAAGGGGUUUACCGGUGUCUCUUCAGCACUGACCGGGGAAACCACACAACAACUAUAUCUUUGAGUGUGAGAAAAGAAAUAAAUGAGUUUAUGAAAAUAAUACUCACCUAUGUAGGAGCUGGAGCUGGCGGGCUGGUUGUUUUCGCAGUGCCCAUCAUUGCUACGGUGGUGGUGUGUCAGAAAAGGAGGCGGAAGAAAAUAAUGAGAAAUAGAGCCAAGCUAGAUGUUCCAAAAAGACGGCAAAUGAACAACUACGAACAUGCAGCUGUCUAUGACAGAAUGACAAAACCCCCAAGUCGUCAAAACAAAGAGGGCAUUUAUGUAAAUUUUCAGAAACCUCCACACCGGACAAAGAAGAAAACAUGAGUUUGCUGACUGUGUAACUUUUUACCCACAGUAUAUAAAACCCAUCCAUCAUACAUCUUUGUGAGUUGUGAUGAACUGUCUAGAUGAUUGCUUUCAUUCGUAAGAGAUUGUGUAUGUUUAUCUGUGGACAAAACAUUCCCCAAAUUAUAUUUGUGUAUACAAAAAUAAAAAAUAAAAAGCAAGAAAUCUGUUGAAGACAUGCGUCAGCAGGAUGUAAUAAAACACCAAUACAGUACUUAUUGUUUAAAACGUGUUAAACAGCAUUUAGACUGAUUAGACUGUGUUUACCCUUGUACAUUUGACCAGUUUACCACUGUACAUGUGCACAGUAAUUCUGCAGCUUCCCUAUGCUUUUCCAUUGCCUAUACUAUCCAUUUAUCAUAGUCUACUAUAGUUUGCCAUGUUUCUUAAUAUGUUAUAACAUACCUGUCUGGGCUUUACAAUGUUUACCAGAGCUUUCAAUAUACUUUAUUACACUUUUCUAUUCUUUUAAUAUUGGAAACUUUUAUAAUGGAAAAAUGAAAACAAAUCCAUUGUAGAUUUCAGGGUUUUUUUAUUUUUAUUUUUAUUUACUGGCUGUCUGACUGUUGCUUGGACAAGAUAAAAGGGGUAGCCAGUGUGGUCCAGACAAUGGGCACCCAACUCUGAGACAAAGUCUUAAAGAUAGUGUUCUACUGAUAGGGGGCAGCAGUGUGUAGUGGUGGUUAGUGCUCUGGACUCUUGACCGGAGGGUCGUGGAUUCAAUCCCUGGUGGGGGACACUGCUGGUGUACCCUUGAGAAAGGUACUUUACCUAGAUUGCUCCAGUAAAAACCCAACUGUAUAAAUGGGUAAUUGUAUGUAAAAAAUAAUGUAAUUGUAUGUAAAAAUAAUGUGAUAUCUUGUAACAAUUGUUAGUCGCACUGGAUAAGGGCGUCUGCUAAGAAAUAAAUAAUAAUAAUUAAUAUGUAUAACCUACUUACACUGAGAAUAUCUCUUAUAUAGAUUUAAUGAGUCUAUAUUGUAAGGCAGCAGGGAGGGGGUUCAAUCCUCCCUGCAGGAAAACAUGUGCAUAGGCACAUUUUUGGUUUAAUUGUUUUGUUAAUUGUUUUAUUGUUAAUUAUCACUUGCACCUGGCUAUGAUUGUAAAUUAGAGCCAGGUGCAGGGUAUAUAAGGAGAGCAGUUAGUCUGCUCAUGGCUGUUGAUGUGUGUGGAAGCCAUAAACAAAAAGGAAAAGGUUGUGUAAAGCCUUUUGGUGUGAUCUGUGUGAAAACAGUGUGUGUUGUUUUGUUUAUUUUGCUACAGGUAAACAGCUUAGCUGUCCUGUUUUUUUUAGUUUAGGUUCCUGUUAUGUUUAGUUAGUGCUCAUAAAAGAGCCAGGUGUUUGUUUUGUUUAUUUUGUUUUUGUGUUGUUCAUUAAAAAUAGCGCAACCACGCUUUAAA